Platichthys flesus (European flounder) is the source of this 2775-nucleotide messenger RNA. RefSeq names its product component of oligomeric golgi complex 2 (gene cog2). The record is from RefSeq and is a predicted model, not a curated record. The transcript has 18 exons. Gene Ontology annotation, biological process: protein transport; intra-Golgi vesicle-mediated transport; Golgi organization. Gene Ontology annotation, cellular component: COG complex; membrane. NCBI's taxonomy places the organism in Eukaryota, Metazoa, Chordata, Actinopteri, Pleuronectiformes, Pleuronectidae. The coding region runs from base 95 to 2284 and encodes 729 amino acids.
UUGCGGAAGCUGGGUGACAGCAGCUAACUGGGGGCUUGUCGUCUUCUUCUCUUUCUCUGUGGUUGUGUGUGUGUUUGUGUGUUUCUGAUCCAAAAUGAAUCUACCGAAGGCCCCCGACUCUCUGUGCUUCGACAAAGAUGUUUUUAUGAAGGAUGACUUUGACGUGGACCAGUUUGUGGCGGAGUGUCGGAAGCAGGUCCAGCUGGAGGAGAUGAGGGAGGACCUGGAGCUUUACUACAAGCUGCUGAAAACAGCCAUGGUGGAGCUCAUCAACAAGGACUACGCCGACUUUGUCAACCUCUCCACCAACCUGGUGGGGAUGGAUAAAGCCCUCAAUCAGCUCUCUGUACCGUUGGGACAGUUACGAGAAGAGAUCAUGAGUCUGCGCUCCUGCGUGAGUGAAGUGAUCAUAGCUAUCGACAACCAGCUGUCCAAACAGGAGGAUCUGCAGAAGAAAAAGGUCUAUGUGUUGAGGCUUAUUCAGGUGGUGCGUUCAGUGGAGAAGAUUGAGAAGAUCCUCCACUCGCAGAACUCCAAGGAAUCCACCACUCUGGAAAUCAGCAGUCCUUUGUUAGCAGGUCAGAUCCUGGAGAGGAUAGCUACAGAAUUCAACCAGCUACAAUUCCAUGCUGUACAGAGCAAAGGCAUGCCCCUGCUGGACAAAGUCAGACCUCGUAUCGCAGGGAUCACCUCCAUGCUGCAGCAGUCCCUCGAGGGCCUGCUGAUCCAGGGUCUUCAGACAUCCAAUGUGGACAUAGUGCGUCACUGCCUGAGGACGUAUGCCACCAUAGACAAGACCCGAGAUGCUGAGGCACUGGUGGGACAGGUGCUCGUCAAACCAUACAUGGACCAGGUGAUAGUAGAAGAGGUGGUGAAGUCUAGUCCGAAUGGCCUUCAGUUGAUGUACACCAGACUAGUGGAGUUUGUUCCUCAUCACUGUAGACUGCUGAGAGAGGUGACUGGAGGAGGCAGAUCCAGUGACAAAGCCGACACCGUGCCAGGUUAUGAUUUUAUGGUGAACUCGGUUUGGCCGGAGAUAAUCAAAGGGGUCGAGGAGAGGUUGUCCUACCUCUUCAACCCUGGAAACCCUGACAUAUUCUAUGAGCGCUACAGUGCGAGCAUGGAGUUUGUGCGGAGGUUUGAGCGUCAGUGCAGCUCGCAGGCCAGUGUGAAGAGACUGAGAGUUCAUCCCUCCUAUACCAGUUUCCAAAGCAAAUGGAACCUUCCUGUCUACUUUCAGCUGCGGUACAAGGAGAUAGCAGGGAGUCUGGAGAUUGCCAUCAGUGAUGGACUCGUUGCAGCACCAGCUGGCAGUGCUUACCACCUGCAGGUGUCUGAGGUGUUGGGGUCCUGUCUGACGAGAUGUUGGUCUGACAAGGUCUACCUGUCACUACUGGCCCAUCGCUUCUGGAAGCUCACGCUGCAGCUCUACUCUCGAUACGCCAAGUUUCUCCAUGAGGUGUUGACGAAGAUUCCAGCCCCUGAGGUGACUAAAGAACCAACCAGGCCUCUGCCCAGCUCAGCGUCCUCCACCUCCAGCCGAACCUCGAUGGAAGAUGGCGGCAGUGAGAGUGGGAGUCCUGCAUCUCUGUCCACCAAACAGCUGGUCUACAUCGCUGCUGACAUCCAAAAGCUUCAGGAGCAGAUCCCAGAGUUGUCCGAAAUGGUCCGACAGCGUUUAGAAGCAGUUGGAUUCAAAAACUUUGCGGUUGUGGAAGAUGCUCUGGCGGACUCCAAGGAUUCCCUGUCAAGCAGCUCUCCCACUCUGAACGCCAGGAUGACCCAGCAUCUGACUGAGCGCUCCUGCCGCUUCCUAAAGAGUGCGUCUGAGGUUCCACGACUCUACCGCAGGACCAACAAGGAUGUGCCGGUGCGUGCGUCAGCUUACAUGGACAACGCCUUGCGUCCGUUACAUCAGUUGCUGAUGGACUCGACCGGGCUGGUCACUCCCUCUACUGCACAGGAAUGGCUGCGAGUUGCACUUUGUGAGUGCACACAGAGGUACUAUGAGACCAUCUCAGAGGUGCUGAGCUCAGUGAGAAAGAUGGAGGAGAGUUUGAAGAGACUUAAACAAGCGAGAAAGGGCGCGAGCGCAGCUGUGGCGGCGGGAGCAAACGGUGGACCGACAGACGACACCAAGAUCCGUCUUCAGCUGGCGCUGGACGUGGAAUACCUGGGAGAGCAGAUCCAGAAGAUGGGUCUUCAGCCGACCGACAUCUCCAUGUUUACCCCCCUGAUGGACCUUGUGAAGGAGGCGCGAGAGCUUGCUGAACAGAACCAGUAACACGUUGAUUCCACAGUAACUGGAACCCGGGAACCUGCUGCACUUAUCCCUGCGUUUUUGUGAAGACACUUGUCCCUGUCCAGACCAAAGUCACGGGCUGGUUAAUGAUGGCCAAACCACGAAGAAUGUAGGAUGAUCUGAGAAAAACAUCUUUAUUUAAAGCAGAAUUCAGAGCAUUUUACUUCAGCAUUAGUCCAGCUGUAAAUGACUGUGUGAAAGUGCUGCUGUCUGGAACAUCAUGGCUUCUGCUGCAGGUUUGUGAGUACGAAGGACGUCACAGUGUAGAGUCCAUGAAAGAGAUUCCCAAAAUGACUGGUGUCGGGAAGGAAGAGGAGGAGGGGUGAAGAAGGAGGACUGAAGAUGCACUACUCGACAGAGCUUUCUUUUUCUGAUUUGGUCAGAAAACUCUAAAGAGAUAAUCACACACUAUCGGUUGAAAUUCUGCUACUUGGUGAAGGAUUAAUCUCCAAUAAAGAAGUGUUUUAGUUGUA